AUGAAGCUUGCUUCAAUGCUAACGCUCCUCGGAGCGACGGCUCUGGUUCAAGGCAAGGGAAAGAAGGACCCUGAGCCAACUACAUUCAAUGGUGUCGAGGUUCCCCCGUUAUUAGAACUCACUCCCGAUAGCUAUGACAAGGAGUUAAAAUCUUCGACCUUUGUCAUGGUCAAGCACCACAGCCCUUAUUGUCAAUUCUGUCUCGAGUUCGUCCCCACCUACCAAACCGCCUACGAAUUCUAUUACACCUCGCAACCGGAGGGCACCGACAAGAGCUUCAGCGAGUUUUACGACUUCAAGUUCGCGUCGAUAAAUUGCGUCGCGUACUAUGAUUUCUGCGCAGAUCAUAAUGUGACGUCGUGGCCAACAACUGUUCUGUUCAAGAACGGAGAAGUGGACGGCAAGAUUCGCGGCGCCAAGAACAUGACUGUUGUGACCAACGUCAUCGAGAAAGCCCUUGAGAAGGCCAAGCCUGGUUCCAGGCCAAAGAAGCGAAUAAUCCCCAAGCCUGGUGUUGAUCACGUCGACUCUGCCGAGACCCCGAAGUCCGACAAGACGGAGGAUGUAGAUGAGCAGCCGGCCACGACGGGCUCCAGCGCUAAGGUGAAGGCCGAUAAGGUACCUGCUGAAGAGGUCGAGAAAAAGACGGCCGAAGAAGAUGACACCGAAGAGAUCGAGGAGAAGAGGGCUGAAGAGGACGUUGUCGAAGUCGCCAAGGAGACAAAAGCAGCUAAUGACGUUCCCGUCUUCCCUACCCCGAAUAUCCCCUUCCCGACCCGGGCCAAGUCAACGGCAACUCCUAACAAGGAAGGAAUCUCGACCCCCCUUACCGCCGAGUCGUUCCAUGACAAGGUUACGAUGACCCAAGACCCUUGGUUCAUCAAGUUCUACGCCCCCUGGUGUCAUCACUGCAAGGCUCUUGCUCCCACUUGGGAUCAGGUUUCCAAGGACAUGAAGGGUCGUCUCAAUAUUGGCGAAGUCAACUGCGAUAAGGAAGCUCGUCUCUGCAAGGACGUCGGUGUCCGAGGCUAUCCUACAAUUAUCCUUUUCCGCGGUGCGGAGCGUGUUGAGUACGACGGUCUGAGGGGCCUCGGCGAUUUGCUUCACUUCGCUGAGGGCGCCGUAGACCUGACUAACGGUGUUCCCGAGGUCGACGCCGAGUCUUUUAAGGCCCUGGAGCAGAAGGAGGAGGUGAUUUUCGUCUAUUUCUAUGACCAUGGUGCUACGAGCGAGGAUUUUAUGGCCCUCGAGCGUAUUCCCAUCCACCUUGCUGGUCGUGCCAAGCUCGUCAGGACCCGCGACCCCGAGAUGUUCAAGCGCUUCAAGAUUACUACGUGGCCGAGACUCAUGGUCUCUAGGGAAGGACGUCCCACUUACUACACUCCCAUCAUGCCCAAGGACAUGAGGGAUGUUAAUCAAAUGCUUCAGUGGAUGAAGUUCGUCUGGCUCCCCAUUGUUCCGGAGUUGACCGCAGCCAACGCGCGUGAGAUCAUGGAUGGCAAGAUCGUCGUCUUGGGCAUCCUCAACAGGAACAACGAGGAGUCCUUCCGAGAUGCCCAACGUGAAAUGAAGAGCGCCGCCAACGAGUGGAUGGACAAGCAGAUUCAACUCUUCCAGCUUGAGCGACAGGAGCUUCGUGAUGCUAAGCAGCUGCGUCUCGAGGAGGCGAAGGACCGGAAUGACGAACGAGGAAUCCGACAGGCCAAGGCUAUCCGGAUCAACAUGUCCAUGUCGGAUAAGAAGCAGGUCACCUUUGCCUGGGUUGACUCCGUCUUUUGGCAACGCUGGAUUAGGACCACCUAUGGCAUUGAUGUUAAGGACGGCGAUCGUGUUAUUAUCAAUGAUGAAGACAACCGUCGAUACUGGGACACUACCAUCACGGGUAACCUCAUUACUCCUUCGCGCACCUCGAUCAUGGAGACAAUCAGCAAAGUCACCGCGUCACCGCCCAAGAUCAAGGCCAAGCUGACCAUUUCGAGCUUCGAGAAGGUCUUCUUCGACUUCCGCAUGGCCUUCGUCGAACACCCCUGGCUCUCCCUCGGCUGCACCUUUAGCAUUGCCCUUGCCGCACUAUCCUGGUUCCGUGGCCGGCUACGAAGGACUCGUCCCAACUUCAGACUCGAAGACGCCAUGGGCAUCAAGGAGUUGAAGGAGGGUCUGCUCGGGGGCGGAAGCUCUAACAGCAACGGCAAAGUGGACUAA
This is a messenger RNA of Scedosporium apiospermum, 2202 nucleotides long. Its product is annotated as Disulfide isomerase. The record is from RefSeq and is a predicted model, not a curated record. Gene Ontology annotation, cellular component: endoplasmic reticulum. The transcript has 3 exons. Gene Ontology annotation, molecular function: protein disulfide isomerase activity. Bases 1 to 2202 code for a protein of 733 amino acids. NCBI's taxonomy places the organism in Eukaryota, Fungi, Ascomycota, Sordariomycetes, Microascales, Microascaceae.